UCUGCUGUCUGAGUCUGGACAUGGAGCGGCCCGGGACGCCCGGCGAGGUGCACAUGAGCCAGGCCAUCCAGCCGGCGCACGCCAACGCCCGCGGCGAGCUGAGCGCGGGGCAGCUGCUCAAGUGGAUCGACACCACCGCCUGCCUGGCGGCUGAAAAGCAUGCUGGAGUUUCCUGUGUCACUGCCUCUGUGGAUGACAUUCAGUUUGAGGAAACAGCUAGGGUUGGACAAGUUAUAACCAUCAAAGCGAAAGUGACUAGAGCAUUCAGCACAAGCAUGGAGAUCAGUAUCAGGGUCAUAGUACAGGACAUACUCACUGGCAUUGAGAAAGUUAUUAGUGUGGCUUUCUCGACAUUUGUAGCCAAACCAGUUGGAGAAGAAAAGAUUCAUUUGAAACCAGUCAUACUUCUAAGUGAGCAAGAUCGGGAAGAACACAAUCUGGCUUCAGAGAGACGGAAAGUUCGACUGCAGCAUGAAGACACCUUUAACAACUUAAUGAAGGAAAGUAGCAAGUUUGAAGGUGCCGUGUGUGGUGAAGAAGAGGGAGCUGUUGCUACCAGGGGCACUUCUGUUCAGAGCAUUGAACUUGUCCUCCCACCCCAUGCUAACCAUCAUGGAAACACGUUUGGUGGCCAGAUUAUGGCUUGGAUGGAGACAGUGGCUACUAUUUCUGCAAGCCGUCUAUGUCCAGCACAUCUCUUUUUGAAGUCAGUGGAUAUGUUCAAGUUCCGGGGUCCAUCUACAAUUGGGGACAGGCUUGUCUUCAGUGCUAUUGUCAACAAUACAUUUCAGACAAGUGUCGAAGUUGGUGUGCGUGUGGAGGCCUUUGACUGUCGGGAAUGGUCUGAGGGCCGAGGCCGUCACAUCAACAGCGCUUUUCUUAUUUAUAAUGCUGUUGAUGAUCAGGAAGAGCUCAUCACCUUUCCCAGAAUCAAACCCAUUUCAAAGGAUGAUUUUCGACGUUAUCAGGGAGCUAUUGCACGGAAGAGAAUUCGCCUGGGAAGGAAAUAUGUUAUUUCCCACAAAGAAGAGGUUUCGUUCUCCAUAUACUGGGAUAAAAGUAAGCAGGCAUCCCUGAGCAAUGCCAAUGUGGAAGCCCUUAAGACUCUGGCGGCCAAAAGCGGUUGGGAGAUUUCCUCGGCUUUGGAAAAGAUAAAAAUAUACACUCUGGAAGAGAAAGACGUUUUAUCUGUUUGGGUUGAAAAGCAAGUGAAAAGCCCAGCACAUUUGGCUUAUCAUCUCUUGUCAGACUAUACAAAGCGACCUUUGUGGGACCCACAUUACAUAACCUGUGAAGCCAAAGACCAUGUGAGUAAGGAUGAUCAGAUAUAUCAUGUCAUCUGUCCUAACUUCAAUGGGGGUAAACCAAAGGACUUCGUAGUACUUGUAUCACGAAGAAAGCCUCCCAGAGACGGUAACACCUACGUGGUGGCCACAAGAUCAGUCAUCCUGCCAUCAGUGCCACCGUCUCCAGCGUACAUCCGAAGCGAAGCUGUAUGUUCUGGGUUUCUCAUCAAGGCUGUGGACAGCAGUUCAUGCACUGUCUCUUAUGUUAGCCAGAUGUCAGCUAGCAUCCUUCCUUAUUUUGCUGGAAAUCUUGGUGGCUGGUCAAAUUCCAUUGAAGAAACAGCAGCUUCUUGUAUCAGAUUCUUAGAGAAGGCUAUGGAAGAUGGACCUCGGAGUGAGAUGGAAAUGGCCCGCUCACAAUUACCUGCAAUUUAAUUUUCCACUUUUACUUCCAAGCAUCCUUAGUCAUGACCCUUGGAGCCAUAAAGUAGAUUUAAUAUCAGCCUAAGUAAAAUGCAGCUAAGAAGAGGUUAAAACCCAAAACAUAUCUCCAGUCACGUCUCAGUGAUUUGGAUUAGCAUUAAAAGGGCUUUGAACUGUGUUUUAGAAGCUCUGUGGCACUACCUCUCCCAGGGACACAGAUACUGGGAAAUUGCCUGGAUUAGUAUUGCAUGUUCUGAAAAAUGAUACAAAUCCAGUUAAAAUUAUUAUAAACAUUUCUAGGCUAUAGAAGUACAAUGUGUAUUCUGUUGGAAAGUUUAUGAAAUAUUAAAAAAUAAUGCUUUUUCUCUAAGUUGAUGACUAUGCAGCAUUGUAUCAUGCAUAACAGGUAUCUCUGACCAAGGCAUCUGACAUGAUGUAUUACAUGUUUUAGAGCUUUAAAUUAGGAAGACAUUAAAACAUAAUGGAAUUGAAUCAAUUUUAGUAAUGAGAACUACUUUACUAGUGACAUUGUGUGUGUGUAUAUAUAUAUAUAUAUAUAUAUAUAUAUGCAUAUAUAUAUAUAUUCCAGGUGGCUGGUCAAUUUAGUAUGUAUUGAUAUAUAUAUAUAUAUAAAUACAUAUAUAUACAUACACAUACACAUACACACUCAUAUGCACACUCACACAGAGUACCUGAAAAUGUGAUAUGACAGAGAAAGGCAAUAUUUAAUAUGUUGUCCUUUCAUAACUAUUACAUUAGCACUUUCUCCUCAAGACUUCAACAUUCAUUAUUCUACUCUAUGAUAUGCCCUAAGACAUAUUCAAGGUAGUCUCCUUUAAGGGACAACUUGCAGAAGUUGAAGGAGUUUUUCAUUAGUUUAGAGCAUUUGACAAGUUAGAUCCAUCCUGUGAUUGGUUUAUUGAACCUCUACCUCUGCUUCUUCUCACCCACCCCAACUCAUCCAGUAGGCAGCACUGGUUACAAAUAUUUUUUGCCUGUGUCUAGAGGUGUUCAUGUAUGUGAAUUUAGAUUGUGCUGUGAUUUUAUGAAUUAAUAUUUAUAUAUAAUAACGAUAAACAUGCAAAUUUAAAUGAUUGUGAGGCACUUUCCACAUCUGAAAAUAUUUUGAGAAUAUGUGUACAUUUAAAAAGUGAGAAAAUUAGUAAUAAAGGAAUUGCAUCAUAUCAAAAUUUGGCAUGCUAUAAUCUAACAUUUCUCUUGUAAUUAAAACUAUUUUGAAGGUCA
Messenger RNA from Dipodomys spectabilis (banner-tailed kangaroo rat), 2954 nucleotides. It is a transcript of the gene Acot12, whose product is annotated as acyl-CoA thioesterase 12. Bases 21 to 1721 code for a protein of 566 amino acids. Gene Ontology annotation, molecular function: acetyl-CoA hydrolase activity; lipid binding. Lineage: Eukaryota; Metazoa; Chordata; Mammalia; Rodentia; Heteromyidae. The transcript is spliced from 15 exons. The record is from RefSeq and is a predicted model, not a curated record. Gene Ontology annotation, cellular component: extracellular exosome.